Molecule: messenger RNA, 3039 nt
Organism: Cylindrotheca closterium
Lineage: Eukaryota; Bacillariophyta; Bacillariophyceae; Bacillariales; Bacillariaceae
Source: the annotation of a GenBank genome assembly
AUGCCAUCCUAUCCACCCUUAUCAAACCCAUACAGUCAGAAGAAACCAACUCUAGGUGCCUUAUUGAAAAGCAUUACGAAAAAUGCAGGUGUUCCAACGCUGUCGAUGGUCCAAUCGAUUCAGCAACAAUUCACGCAACAGUCGUCAAAAUGGACACUGGAAAUGGCGCAAGAUCUCUCUUCAAAGGUCGUGAAACUAUUCAACCCAUCGCAUGGCAAUUAUUCGGACACUAGGGAUGCUCAGGGAUCGGUAGCCGUUCUCAACCUUCUGGUUAGUUCCAUGGCAGAAUGGGACGAUAGCAUCUGCUACGCUGUACUCGUCGACACUGGGAUGUCGCAAGACGUUGGCAAGAAUCUCCUGAACCUGCUCAUAUCUCUCGCAGCUGGAGAGGAUACGAUAAAACACACUGCCAUCGUGGGAAUAUCAAUAGCACUCAGAGCCCUUGAUCGUGUGCAACAAGUUACCGUUCUCGAUCCGAACACGAUAGAUACGGCAUGGUGGUUGACAGGAGAGUGUAUCGAUCCGUUGGCUAGGACGUCGAUUGAAGUUCUAAUCAACCUUACCAGUGGAACGGAACGUGAAAUGAUGUCCGAUGGCAUGAUAGUACCCAGCAUGGAGCAACGAAAGCUUGCUGCUACAGCAAUAUUAGCCCAUUUGAUGAGAUACCAUCAGGGAUGCACUUCUGAAUAUUUCUCGGAAGACAUUCUGAAAACUUUGUCUUCCAAAUUGAUUCAAGAGGCCCAGUGGCUUGUGCAAUCAAAUUUGCCACCGUCAGCCAAUUCAAUUACUCUUUCGACUGCAAUCCAAUCCCUGACGCUGUUGUGCCUUGUUCAGUGGGCCUGUGAUGUAAACUUGGCAGGGAUUGAUCAAUGUAUACAGUCCCCUACCCUCGUGGAGAAUAUGGUUCAUUUCAUUUUUCCUUCAGCUCUUGACGAAAGUCAUACUCAUCGUCCACAGUGGACCUGGAGCAACAAUGAUUCGCAUGCUCAGUCCAUUGCUCUGGACUUGGUAAGAUGUUGGCGCAUCUGCAAUAAUGCUUCGUGGAAAUUGUUUCUACAACAGGAAAGCCUAUGGGAAAAUUUUGUGGAAAGGGCAUGGUGUGACAUGAUUUCAAAUGAAAAAUCAGAGCAAACACCAACCAACUUGCAAAAGUUAUUUCUCUUGCAUUCUUCAAGUCGACUUCAAACUCGAAGAAUAUUCAGCAGAACCAUCAAACAUCUCGAGCAGGAUACUUGCUUGAAUGUAGAUCCAUGUCAGGCGUUGGUUCGUUUGCUCUGCAAUCUGUCCAAAGAUGAGGAAAACACUGUUGGAAUAUACUCCGCUAGAAUAUUGUUUCUGUUUCUCUUUGAUCGCAAGAGCAUUCAUACUAACGAUGACUUGUCCAGAGCUCUUUGGAAUGCGGUUGAUUACGAAUUGGUCGAAGCCUGCUUGAUGGGUACACUUGAGCGAGCAUCAACUGACGAUGUUUAUCAACCUCGUCUGCUAGUUCUCCUAGACCUUCUUGGUGUCAUUUUCUCAUCGGUAGAGUUCUGUGAUGCUACAUUGAAUCAGCUUGGCGCCCAGAGCUUGGAGCGGCUAAUAUAUUUGGUAAAGCCAAAGGAAGUCAAAAUCGAUUUUUUGGCCAUGCUUGAUGACGACAGCGAGGACGAAAAUACACCAGCCGCGAACAACUUAUCGCGAUUAGACGAGACCAGUAUAUGCAUGGAACAAGAAGAGGAAAAGGUCGGAAGAGGAAUUGACAGUACAGUACGACUUUCUGCAGCACUUGUUCUCUCGCGACUUGGAUACCAUUCAUCAUUUCCAUCCGACGAAAGUAUUGGAGUGCUGGUUUCUCGGAUACGCAAAAGUGUAAUGGAUUUCUUAUCAACACCAUGUAACACCAACCCAGUCUCAGAAUCGCCUCGACAUAGUCUUGACUCUUCCAAGCGAUUCUUUCGAUUACAAACCACAACCGCAACAGCUGACAAUGAAGACUAUAUCGCUUCAAUACUGCAUACACGGCAAAUAAAUGACUAUCGACAACUUGGGCAAAUGAAGCGAGAUAUGGAGUCUCAAAAGCACAAGCUACUUCAGGCCUCCAAGCGCGAGGAGGGUCUACGCGCCAAGCAGAAGAAAUAUGAGAACAUGUGUCGUUCACAGACACUAGUCCUGCAACGAGAGCUUGCUAAACAGGAAGAAAGAUUGACCGAAGAUGCUAGAGUGAAACUUGCGAUCCAUGUGUCAGAACGAUCAAAAGCUGAGACGAGGUGCGUUGAGCUCCACGAAAAACUCAGUGGGGUUGAAUUUGCGGUAAAGGAGGCUCAAGAAAAGGAAGCAGCGCGCAUGACAGAAGUGAAUCAAUUGAAGCAAACCCUCAGUGAAGUACAUUCCAGGGCUUCCGAGCUCGAGAGUGAAAACCUAGGGGCCAAACGACAACUACGUGAUGAAAGCAUUAAGUGCAGCGAACUGAGCGAUCAAAUUACUGGAAUGUCAAAUGAAAUGGAAACUCUACGCGGUCGUCACAGCGAGCUUGAGGGUGAGGCCAGUUUUUUUAGAGACGACAAUGCGAAUCUUCUCAACAAUCUGGAAGAUCUAUUUGCUGAUAUGAUCAGUUUGGCUCAGGUCUAUCAACACCUCGAGACGGAAAAGAAUUCAUCUGUUGAAAGAAGUACAAGAGACUUAGAUGCUCUUAGAAAAAAACUAUCGAAUGAGUCAGGGAGAAACUUUGAACUGGAAGAGAAAGUUUCGACCCUCAAGACCGAAAACGAAAAGCUGUUCCGAAAGCUGGCAAAGUACAAGGACAGACUUGAAGAGGAGAGACGAUCAAGAGAGGAAGAAAAGCAACGGAGGAAACGAAGUGGGCCUGUUUCAUACAUCAACCAACUUCAUGAGUCGCAACGGCCUUCAAGGAACGACAAAGAUAAGGAGUCGCAGCGAUCUUCACGAAUUGACAGAGACAAGAGCUACCGUACAAUCAACAGCAGGCAGGAGAAAGAGAAUAGUAGCAGUUACUACGCUUACGCAUCGUCUGCUUCCCAGAGAAGGAAAAACUACUGCUGA